Physcomitrium patens is the source of this 7138-nucleotide messenger RNA. NCBI's taxonomy places the organism in Eukaryota, Viridiplantae, Streptophyta, Bryopsida, Funariales, Funariaceae. The record is from RefSeq and is a predicted model, not a curated record.
GAAUGAAGAGCCGUGUUAUUCAGUUACCGUGGCUGAGAGGGAAUGGGACAAUUCGUCGUGGUUAGGGGGGCAUGGUUGUGUUCCAUGGCCUCUUGCUCGAGCCUCGACCGUUGUGUGGCACACCCUCGAAGUCGACUCUGAUUUGCAUGGCCUUUCCGUCCUCGCUUGCCAUUCUCGAUGUGAUCGUAUUCUUAGUCUUGUUGCCCUCACUCUGGCGAGCUUUCCCUUGCUGUGAACGGAGGCCCGUUGCUCCAGAUAUCGAGUUUUUCCAGGCUUUCGUUUCGAUUGCUGGUCAGGUGCCUAGAUGUGCUGUUCCUGAUCAAUUCUGAGGGGAUCUAGAGAUUCUUUCGUGUGAGAAAACGUUCAGUAGGAGCGAGACUUGGGUGGAGAGUUAGUUUUAAAUUUGAGAUGAAUUUCAAGAUUUCUUUGGGAGAGUGGAUUCAGUUGUAGAGACAAAGAGGCGAUUGCACGCGGUGGGAAUUCAGAGGAGGAAAGUGAUUGAAGAGAGUGUGAGACUGAGCUGUGCUAUUGUUUUUGAAGUUUUUCUUUCAAGAAUUUUAAUAGUGGUGGCUCUGGAUUUCAACUAUUUGAUUUUUGUUUGCAUGUUUGCUUUUUGGAUCGUUUCUUUUUUCCGACGGAUUACUAACUCGUUGUUCAGAGUUGUCGUUUUGGUCGUCAGUUAGUGGAGUAGUUUUGGAGCUUGUGGAGGUACGGUACGAGGUAGUAAGGGAACGUGUUGUUGAAUGCCUGCCGUGUUCAUGCUAUGAACAUUCUUGUUGCGUGUGCUCAGUGGACUUUAAUUCAGUCAUCUGCUUAUAUUCAGGGAUUGAAUGGAGGAAAGAUUGCACCUCUUGGCAUUAUAUGGAUCAUUUCUUUACCUCUGCAUGCAAUAUAUCUCCACGCCCGGUCCCACUCGUAUAAGUUGCUUGCAAAUGUUAGCCUUCACGGCGCUGAUAACUAUAUUGAUAGUUGUAGAACGACUCUGAUAUAGAUGUUCACUGAUUCAUUGAUCAUGUCAGCUGAUUUGCAACCGGUUGAUGUACAUUCAGGUACAGGUUGGAUAAGCUUUCAAUCGCUUGAACCAGGUCUUCUGCAUCAUAGAACACGCUUUUAGUUCAACUAUGUAAAUGACAAACUAUGCUCAGUUUUCGCUCUGCCGCAAGGGUGUAAGUAUGAAGUAGCUUGGAAGGAGUUGUGAACUUUAGAGCUUCAAAAUGGCUACUCCUGCAGUGUGUGGAUUGUGCUCCGAUUGAUAGAAAGAGGCAAUAUCCUUUUUUCUUGGUUUGUUGAAUUUGUGGAGGUUGAUCUUGAACCUAGGCCCCAUAGAGGAGUCUUCUCAUGGUACCACACAGCCGAGAAUGAAUACCAAACUUUGACUUCAUUGAAUACACGUGGAAUAGGUCUGUAUUGAGGUUUUCUCGAACAACCAAUUUUCAUUGUUUAUGUUAAGGUGCAGGAGAUGGAGUAAGGUAAUCUAAUGCUGAAAUUCCUGAUCUGAAUUUGCUGAAGACAUUCAGUUUUCUCAGCACACGGUGUACACAUCAGAUGUGAAUAGAGGAGUCACUGAUGGGAUAUUAUUCCAAGCACGAUGUAUGAAAUCAUGUCAGAAGAUAUUUUGUUGCGGUAUCACUGAUCAAAUAUGAUCCAGCUUGGAAUUCUUUUCCCAGAGGAGAUUUUUUCAUGCGAGACUUCAUGCUAAAGUUGACUCUGUGUAACCUAAAGUCGUUCUUCAACAUUGAGCCUGAGGAUCUGACUCCGUGCCUUUCUCAUAGAAGAGCGACCUCCAUUCUCAGAAGGAAAGCCACUUUCGGCGACUUUGCAGCUCGGACAGUAUUUCUCAGUGACGGAGAACUCCAGAGAAAUCGGAAAACGGAAAACGGAAAACGCUACUCACACGGGCUAACGAAGGACAUAUCACUGAACCAGUUCUUGAUGGGGGUUACCUCUGUGCCAUGAAUGAACUUUUUUUACUGGUGCAGCUCUCAAUCACCACCCUGGUGAAUAUUUCAAGUUAUGUCUGCAAGAACGAAACACAAUAGAUGAGCACUGCAUUGGAGAUAUUAGUGUUUCUCAUUUGAAUUUCGGAGGCAGCAUACAAUGGGGGCUCCAGGUCCACCCGGGGUUUAUGAUCUUCAAAAGUACUCAAGAGGACCAACUCAAAGUCCUCACUCACCUCAAUUGGGUAGCUAUCAACCUUCAUCUCAAGUCAGUUCUUUUCACUAUCAACUACCGUCUCGUGACUCCAACCCACUGGGAAGUAAUCCUCCGAGCAGCUAUCAGCCAAGCUCAUAUGCGUCUUCUAACCUUCAAUGCACGAAUUACACAUAUUUUGGAACACAAAACCAGCAAUCUGGCUCUCCGGUGUGUGACAGUCAGAAGUUCAUGCACAAUGUCCAAGAUCAGGGGCCUCGCACUCAGGCCCCUUAUUCAACUGCUCUCUUUAAUCAACAGCCUGGGUCAUCGUUUCCUCGACUUCCUUCAUCAUCCUUACUUUCCAACCAAGCUCAAUCUUCUCUUCCUAUGUCAUCAUCGUCCUUGUCCUCCCAAUCCAAAUUUUCUCAGACUGGCAUACCAUGUAGUCCAGCUUCUGGUCAUUCAGUGGAAGCAACUCGUCUAAUGGCGCUCCUGACUACUCAGCAGUCUGAAGGUCAAGGAGCGAAUGAAGAUGACGAAAAUUCCUCUGUACCCGGGGCCCAUCAUAGGUCGCCGCGUCUCCCUGUCUCUCCGAGAUAUUCAAAUGUUUCUUUUGGAAUACAGCCAUCUAGUCCUGCAUCUCCUGUGUCUGUAGCGUUGCCUAUAGCAUCACUUGUUACUUCUGCAGCACCAAGACGGUUAGCUUCGAAACCUCUGAAAGGACAACAUCUUCGAGGCGAUCAUAUCAUAUACGAUGUGGAUAUCUGCAAAUCUGGAGAGGCGCAACCACAGUUAAAAGUGAGUCCGAUUACAGUUUACGGCUCAGAUCCAAGUCUGGUACUAGGAAGGCAAAUUGCAGUGAACAAAAAGUUCAUAUGUUAUGGAUUGCGUGGUGGAACUAUUCGCGUGCUCAACAAAAACAACGCACAGAAAAUAUUGCUUCGCGGUCAUACUCAGAGGGUAUCUGACAUAGCUUUCUUCUCAGAGAGCGUGCAUCUACUUGCAAGCGCGGGCGAGGAUGGGAAUAUUUUCGUACGUCAAAUACAUGAAGGAUUAGGGGAGAAUGAAAAGCUAGCUGAGUACAUUCUUUUCGCUAUUCAACUUGUGGGUGAUUGGGAAGCUUGCCAUCCCCGCCUGUGUUGGCAUCCAACUACACAGGACGUCUUCUUUGUUGCCAUUGGAAAAUAUGUCGUCAAGAUUGAUAUAAAUGAGGCAAAGCAAUCUGGAGGGUCUGAGGCGUUUAGCACUGAACAUCCUCUUGUAUGUCGAUUGGGAGAUGCUUGCAAGGGUAUCUCUGUGACUGCACAACAUGAUGAUGUAAUCACUGAUUUUGCUGUCCCUUUUUCAGAUCCCUGUCGUUUAACAUCGGCUUCUAAAGAUGGCACGGUGCGCGUUUGGGAAGAACACAAGCAAUGUCUUUCUAAGUUCACACCGUACAAUGGAAACUCUGUUGAUGCAGUGUCCUAUUUAUUUGCACCACAAAACGGAAAUUUGCAGUUUCUGCUUACUGGGGGGCCUUUAAAUCAAAGUAUAAGACUCUGGAUGCUUGAUGAGAUUUCGUCCAAGACUGGUCAAGGUGUUUGGAAAUGUACUCAGACACUUGAGUUCAAAGUCUCUAGCACCAUCAAGCCAGAGAAGGCCUUCUUCAACCAGAUCGUUGUAGCACCUCGAGCGGGUCUGAUUUUAGUGGCUAAUGCUAAGAGGCAUGCAAUUUAUGCAAUCCAUGUGGGAUUCAGCUCCACCUCCGGUAUUCCUCGGAUGGACUACUUGACUGAAUUUGCUGUCGCGAUACCAAUCCUCAGCCUCACAGUCGCUGAUGAUGCUGCCAUUGAAAGCUGCGAGGGCAACCUCAAAGUGUUUUGUGUCCAGACACAAGCAAUUCAACAAUAUGCUCUUGAUUUGUCACAAUGUCUACCUCCUCCUGUAGAUGAACAGUGUUCGGAGGGCUCUACUCCCAGCACAACUACAAAGAGCUUUAGUGUAACACAGACACAAUGGACCCCAACCUCGACGGCUUUCACUGCACUCGAAAAAGGUCAUCAAAAGCUGACAACCACAACUGGCUCUACAGUAAUAGGAAUCACAAGCAUGUCCUCCGGAAGUGCAAAUCCGGGGAUUCCUCUGAGGCCCACGACCCAACAUUCUGUGGCAGCAGAAGGAAAUAGAGUGACCGAGCGCACAAAUUUGAUCACGGCUGUACCUUUGAAAGACCAUCAAGAUGGGGCAGCGAAACCAACGGGUAUUUUAACUUUUGGAGGAGGAUUGCAGCCAAGUACUAGAUCGAACAUACGACCGGAGGUUACAAGAGAAGGCUACUCAUCCUCGAACAAUGCAAAACCACCUGCACGGCUAUUACGAAGGCGUUCAAGGUCAAUAAGUCCGGCGAAAGUUACCGACAAGCAGUGUGAAACCAAGUAUACUGCGUUUUCAAACCUGAAAGCUGAGGAAGGGAAAAUGGUGAAGGACAUAUGGCUGGAGAAGGACAGCACAAAGGCACUACCCCCCAUUCCAGCCCUACCUCCAGCAUCAGUUGGGAUGACUCAUAUUUUUUCAAGCAGCCAUUCUGUUGAGGAUGAUAAUCAUGUCAAAGACGAUAAGGAUGCAGUUCAAAGCAGCAGUGUUUUUAAACCAAACGCCUUUCAGCAGCUUCGAAGUCCACAUUUAGUCAGACCUUCUGAGAUCAUGUCUCAUGCGGGAAGGGCCAAAGGAGAAAUGGCCUGUAUUUCAGAUGAAGCCCAAAAUCAAACGGAUGUGAAAGAUUCGCAAGAAGCUACGCAAUCAUGUACUCCAUCCACGGUGAAGAACCUCAGCAGUGGCACUGGUGUUCAGGACAGCGUUGCCGAGUCGUCAGAUAGUUUAUUAUUUGCACGAAGAGAAGAUGCAUUCUGUGCUUCUACGAUAACCUCACAUCUAAGAGCCUUUAAGGAAGACGACGAGGAAGGCACUGAGUUCAUUGAGAAAGACAUAUCAGUCAUUCAGAAUGUUGAGGAUUGUACUACCGAACUCGGGUCGUCCGAGGUUAUGCAUUUAAUAGUCGUGGAUGACGCUCAUACUGAAAAUUUCUUGGAGGAUAAGCUGUGGUCCGCCUCAGAAGUGGAUUCGCAAGAUGAACUAAAAAAUGUGAUUGCUAAGGAACGUGAAGCGGGUGUCUCUGCCACUGCCGCGCAACAUAGGAUUGCAUCUGUGAAAGGGAGGAAGAGUAAGAACAAAACCAAUCUCGCUUCGGCAAGCCUACCUCUAAAUUCUGAUCCCUCCAAACCCUUCUCUGCUCCUGCAACACUUCCAGAGGGUGAAGCGGAAUCAAGACUCAAUUCAGCUUUUUUGGACCUUGGCCUUAUAACUCAAGUUGCUACGAUGCAAGAGUCUCUGAAUCAGUUGAUUGCAAUUCAAAAAGAUUGGCAGAAACAAAUACCGGUGAUGGUUGCAGUUCCAGUUGCCGAGGAAGCCAAACGAUUGGAAGGUGCUUUUGGCCAACAUAUGGAGAAAGUUGUGAAAGCUAAUAUGGAUGCUAUGUUGGCACGGGUUAAUGACGAGAAUGUAAGGAGGGAGAAGCAAGAUAUUGAUAGAGCGCAGCAAGUCUCGACACUUCUAAAUAACCUUUUAGACAAAGAUAUGCCAAUCGCCUUGGAAUGCGGGCUGAAAGAGCUUUCUGGCGUUGGGCCUAAGAUUUCUCAAACUCUGCUUUUACCUCUUCAAAAAUCACUGUUAACAGGAGUAGCUGAAGCUCUUCAGAAGAGUGCAAUCGAGAAAUUUCUACCCCAGUUGGAGAAAACAGCAGUUGCAAAGUUGGAGGCUUCUAUAACCAGACUGCUCAAGAUUCAAUUUCAAACUUCUGGAAGACAAACAUUGCAGGAAGAACUUCGGGCAGGCCUUGAGAACUUAGUGAUUCCAGCAUUUGAACGAUCUUGUGAAGCAAUAUCAGAGCAGCUCGAUACGGCCUUCCAGACGGGUAUGGCCGAGCAUUUUUGUAAUGCUCAGCAGCAAAAGGCUUCGGAGGAUACUCCUCUUGCAAUGACUCUUCAGGAAGUAAUUGGCGGCGCCUCAGUUUUAGCCAAUGUCUUAAGUGAUGACCUAUUAAAUGGCACUGCAAAGCUAUUGGAGCUUAUCGAAACAGUCUGUGCAAAUUUUUCUGGAAAUGACGUGAUUAAUCACAACAAAAGGAGCCUACCUGAGCAGGCGCUUACGGUGCAACAUGUGGAACAGACUUUGGAUCCAACUGUUGAGUUGAAUAAACUGCUCAAGGAAGGAAAAUUGGAGGAGGCCUUCCACAAAGCAUUAUCUGGUGAUCUGCAACUUGUUUCUUGGCUGUGCCUACAGCUUGAACCCAGUUCCCUUCUCUCAAGAGUGCCUCUACCUCUAAGCCAAGGAGUGUUGCUGUCUCUAGUGCGAAACUUGUCCUUUGAUCUGGUAAAGGACACAGGGAACAAGCUCCAGUGGAUCAAAGAAGCUGCACUUGCUCUGGAUCCCUAUGAUCCUCGCUUGGUUCCGCAUUUACGUGGAUACCUUGGACAAUGCUACCAGAAUUGCUAUCAAAUGAUAAGUACUACAAAGAAUCAAUCUGAACAGUCAACAUUAAAACUUAUCUCGCAUGUCAUCAACUCUUUGCUAAGUACGUGCAACUGACUGACGGGUUUUGGGAGAGUGACAAGGUUCUGAAGUUUCCUCAACCAUUGUGACUGCAAAUCUCAGAAGAACAGUCAGCACAGGCAACUUGGACCCUCGAAUUCUUCAAUUAAAUAUGGUCUGGUGUGUUGUUGAGGAUAGUUGACUAGAAAAUGCAAUUACAUACUUGCGUAAAAUGGAAAGGAACGUGUCGAAAACGCUCUGAAAAAGUUGUCAUAGAUAAGAGUUUUGUACGGCCCUAUUAGAACAUUUCAGAAUAGAGUAUAUGAAAGAACUUUGCACAGAUGCACAUGCCAUCUUGCUGUUAGAUUUUUCACCUCUUUAUUGUGCUAUGGAUUAAAUACAGUUCUUGUCCACUUACCACAGUGGCUUCGUUUUUUUC